AUGGUCCUUCCGCACGGGCAGAACUCCCAAGUUGCGGACUCGCACAGCACGGGCUCAUGGCAGGAUACUAGUAAAGCUGUCGACUCUGAUCCCAGCACUACCACCAUCGACGGGAAACGCAGAGUAAGGCCAGCAGAACUAUUCCCCAUCCUCGGAGAUGACUUGAUCUCAAUACCUCGCAAACAACCACGAAAACCGCGCAAUGAUGCCGCUACUGGUGCCUCCGCGGCUGGUGUUCGUGCCCUCAGCGCCCAGUUUGUCGCCUUUUACUUCCGAGCUCCGAUUAAGGCUUUCUUUCGGGCGAGAGUGGAUUAUAUGGCGCUUGCACGGGCUGUGAAUCCGCGGGUUGCGGAUGGUAAAUGGUCGAUUCAUACGACGACACCUGGGUUGUUGAUUCAUGCGGUCAAAACGUAUGGAUGGCAGUUUAUUCCCAAUCAAGUUUUGCCUCCUUUGAUGGCGAAUGCAGGUGUCGGUGCCGUCCUAUACACAUCCUAUCUCCAAGUCCUAGGAUCCCUUCACGAACCUGUCCGACAAGGCGCCAAACGCGUUUGGCCUCCAGCCCCUCCCUCCUCAACCUUCGCCGCCGGAUUCACAGCCGGCACCAUCCAAUCGAUCGUCGCCGCACCUCUAGACGCCCUCCAAGUCCGGAUGCAAACCAGUGACCUCCUAGAAGGCCAAUACCGAAGCAUGUGGCACUACGGCCACCACAAGCUCAAGCAAAUCGGACUCGGAGGAAUAUUCGCUGGAUGGAGCCUCUCAUUCUUACGAGACUCAUUCGGUUACGCCGUGUUCUUUUCCACAUUCGAAUACGUCAAGUCACAAUCCUACUACUCAUUCGUAACAUGGUACUACGGAGCCCUACACCCGGAACACAUCGAAAGGAUCCCCUUUUCCGAUUCCGAAUCCCGAUCUGCCAGUGACCGGGGUGUCCCCGUGAUCAAACCGCACUACGCACUGGAACCGGGAUUCCUCUUACUAGCCGGCGUGACGGCGUCAGUCGCACAGCAGGUCAUUCAGCACCCGCUCGGGGUAAUUCAGGACCUGCAUCUGGGCCGAUUGGAGUAUUUGGAUCAUCAGGCUAGUCUGGACCCGUCGAGGCGGCAGAUGAUGCGGCUCUAUUACCACGCGUACCAGGAGACGUAUAAACGGUGUGCGCGGAAGGCUGCACGUGCGGGAUCAUCCGAGGGUUUAGCCCUGCAAUACCGCCAACAUUCCUUCUCCAAUAUCCCCGCCAUUCCCCUCCGCUCUCUCCCCAAUUCCCCCUCCAUUACCGCCUUAGAAGAAACCGCCAGUGAAAAAGGCAGUCGUCGCUCAUCAUCCGAUCUCUCCGUCUGGUCAGAUACCGGCGAUCUCGCCGAGCAACUGGCUCACGAGGAUCCGCUAGAUCCUCGCAAGUCCGUGGAUCGUGAGCUUUUGGUUUGGGGUCAUCGUGGUCGGAACCAACCGAAACGGGUCCACUUUCCCUCACAUUCACAGCUUGACGACGAUCAACAACAUCCCCACUCAACCUCCGCCUCCCACUCCCACUUCAACCUUGAAAAGAUCCCCAUUCCGAAUCCCCCACCCCGACGCAUCUCCCGUAUUGAACGGGUUCUCGCCGCCAUCAUGUCUCCCCGCAACGGGCGAGCUGCCUCAAUCCAUGGCCUGGUCGGGAAGCCGUUACUGUGA
Penicillium cosmopolitanum is the source of this 1668-nucleotide messenger RNA. RefSeq names its product putative mitochondrial carrier protein. Bases 1 to 1668 code for a protein of 555 amino acids. Gene Ontology annotation, biological process: mitochondrial L-ornithine transmembrane transport. The transcript has 4 exons. Lineage: Eukaryota; Fungi; Ascomycota; Eurotiomycetes; Eurotiales; Aspergillaceae. Gene Ontology annotation, molecular function: L-ornithine transmembrane transporter activity. The record is from RefSeq and is a predicted model, not a curated record.